This is a messenger RNA of Kuraishia capsulata CBS 1993, 2217 nucleotides long. RefSeq lists its product as uncharacterized. Gene Ontology annotation, cellular component: cytoplasm. Gene Ontology annotation, biological process: cellular response to oxidative stress. Bases 1 to 2217 code for a protein of 738 amino acids. NCBI's taxonomy places the organism in Eukaryota, Fungi, Ascomycota, Pichiomycetes, Pichiales, Pichiaceae. The record is from RefSeq and is a predicted model, not a curated record. The transcript has a single exon.
AUGGCAGCUCUUGGUCCCAUGUCAGAAAGUUCUGGAGAGCCGCGACGUUGGCUUCUAAAACGUAUCCAAACCAAUUGGUUGAUUAAAGCAAAUACUUCAAACUCAAUGUCUUUGCACGACGACCAAAUUGGAGUUUCGGACGAUGCAGGUAUCCCUGAAUUUGAGGACGAUACUUCCAGCGACGUAGACGAUUCGUCCGCCACUCUGACUGGUCUUCAAGUCUGCGACGUGUUGCGGCAAGCAGCUGUGGAUGCAGUUGAGACUCAAGACUGGCUGUCUUAUGCUACACUUCUGGAUAUUCAUCUUGGUGCUGAUCCGGAUGAACGUUACGAUGAAGAAGAGAAAACUGCUUUGCUUCAAACACUCAACGAGGUCUUGGUGAAGUACCCCCAGAUCACGUACGAGAUUGGCUGGGAUCUUCCGGCUAUGUUGUUAGAGUUCGCCAAUUCGAGGUGGUUAACGAAUCGGUUGAUAGAAUCCGAAGGAAUAAUGCUUGUUAUAAGUGUGUUUGGUCUACUUGCCAAGAAUGGAAAUCCGAAAGAGGUGUUUCUUCGGUGUUGCGAGAUGCUUGCGGUUUUGUACAGAGAUCCUGUUCCUACGGCCGAAGAGCUUGCCGACUAUGACGAUGAGACAAGAGAAUUUGUAUUGGCCAUGCCUGUCAGGGCAUAUAAGAUGAAAUACCACCUUCUGGUGGAGUUAAUGACUGCUUCGUUGCGGCGCAUCGAGACCAAUUAUCCUUCAAGAUUCCUGGGCAUGGCGAUAUCCGCAUUUAUUAAUUUCUUUGACACUGCCGAGUUGUACGCGGGGCAGGUGUUUUUUGCCAGACGAGUCUAUACGUUUAUCAGAGACUACCUGCCUCCUCCAGCCCCGGCAGAGCCCCAAGACGACGAAGAAGAGAGACUUGCACUUGUGAAAGUGCGCGAAACUGAGGAAUACCUUCAGCGUAAGAUGUUGCGGUUCUUCUUGUCUGUUGCGGUAGAGCAGACAGUGAGUUUGUAUCCUACUGAGUGGACCUUGACGUACUUUCAGAAGAUACAAGGCUCCAAGCCACUGGCCACUGUUAACGAUGCCUUGGGCGAAAUGCAAUCACUGGAUUACUCGAUCAGGGAAGAUUCUCUGGAGAUUGUUGACAGACUCGUGAUGUUGGCCUUAUCUCUUGAUUUUGAUCUUGAAAAAAUGUUUUUGAAGGAGCUGGAUGCUACCAGGCUGUUGUUCAAAUCACUCGAUUACACCACCUCACUCGAUGCACAGAAUGACGCACUAUUCUCGCUCGUCAUUGACAACUACAACAAGACAGGGCUGCGAAAACAGCCAGACUCAUUUGAUCCAUCUUUUAUUGGAGUCUUCUUGAUGUUUACUCACAGUCUGGUGCACUCUUAUCCCGAUGCAAAGCUCUCGAUUUCCCCAUCUGACGCAAUCAAGAUGUACAUACGGUUUGCAAUUCCCGGUGUGAUUAGAGGUAGUACUAAAAUUGCUUUUCAGGAUGCUUUGUUGCAUCUUUGCUGGAGAGCUAUUUACGAGUGGGAUGGAGAUGCCGAGGCGGACUUGAGAGCGUUGGAACCGAUCCUCAUCAACACUUUCUUGCAGGUGCUGACCACGGAGAGCACCUCCUCGGUCUUCCGGUCGAAGGCCAAAAUGAUUCUGACCCUGAUUGCGAAGGUGUUGACCCUGGUCUCAGAGCAGACUGCUUGGAAUUACCUCCACAAUUCGCUUGAGACCUGUCCGUACGAGCAAGUGAAACCCACGUUUAUCUCGCUUUUGAAGGACUUGCUGCUGAGAACAAAACCGGUUAGUGUGGACAGUCUGACUCAAAAAGUGAAGGCUGCUUCUCUUGAGUCCAAAUCGACGGCGCCUGCCCUUCCACCGAGAGAGUCUUAUACCUACAUCAGUCUGAAUGCUGAUCGUCAGGACCAGCUUGAAGCAUUGGUGACUACCGCUACGGAGGAUCUCCCAACGGAUCAAAAAGAUAUUGACGUGCUUGUCGCUGUACAGACUGUCCAGACACUGUUGUCGUAUCUCAAUCUACUCGUAUUUCUUCGUGAAAAGUUUCCCAAUGAUCGGUUUGUUGCAAUUAUGGAAAAGAUCUCGGCUAAAGUUGCGGAAUAUAACAAUUCAGUAUCGGAGGAGGCCAACCAAGAGAGAAUCUCCAAAGGGUUCAACAUUGAUCUACUUACGUUGGCCAUAGACAACAUCAACGGGGCCACGAAGAAAACAUAA